Sphaeramia orbicularis (orbiculate cardinalfish) is the source of this 3523-nucleotide messenger RNA. RefSeq names its product kelch-like family member 8 (gene klhl8). NCBI's taxonomy places the organism in Eukaryota, Metazoa, Chordata, Actinopteri, Kurtiformes, Apogonidae. Bases 112 to 1956 code for a protein of 614 amino acids. Gene Ontology annotation, molecular function: protein binding. The record is from RefSeq and is a predicted model, not a curated record. The transcript is spliced from 12 exons.
CCAUGAAUCACCGGGAAGCACAACAAACGUGCCAAUACCAAACAUUCACAUCAAUGAAGCCGGCAUUUUAAUCAUUGCUGCGAUAUGAGGUGUCGUUUCCUGUAGCCAGCUAUGGCACCAGGGGACGUGGUGCCAGACCAUGCCAAGCAACUGAAGUCCAAGGAGAAGCGUCCUGGAAACAGGGCCUCAAAAGCAGAAUGUGAGCCUGACGGAUCAUUUGUCUUUGAGGCUCACGAGGCUUGGAAGGACUUCCAUAACUCUCUCAGGCAUUUCUAUGAAGUGGGAGAGCUCUGCGAUGUCACACUGAAGGUUGGUAGCAGACUGAUACCAUGCCACAAACUAGUACUAGCAUGUGUUAUCCCAUACUUCAGAGCUAUGUUCCUGUCGGAGAUGUCUGAGGCCAAGCAGGAACUGAUAGAAAUCAAGGACUUUGAUGGUGAUGCGAUUCAGGAUCUGGUGCAUUUUGCAUACUCCUCCAGACUGACUUUAACCGUGGACAAUGUGCAGCCACUGCUUUAUGCUGCAUGUAUCCUUCAGGUGGAGCUAGUAGCAAGAGCCUGUUGUGAAUACAUGAAGGCCCACUUUCACCCCACAAACUGCCUGGCAGUUCGUACUUUUGCUGAGAGCCACAAUCGUGUUGACCUGAUGGACAUGGCCGACCGCUAUGCCUGCGAGCACUUCACAGAAGUGGUGGAGUGUGAGGACUUCACAUGUGUGUCGCCACAACACUUACGCACACUGUUGUCCUCCAGUGAGCUCAACAUUCACUCUGAGACACAGGUGUACAAUGCAGCGGUGAAAUGGCUGAAAGCAAACCCACAGCACCAUGAGGCCUGGCUGGACCAGAUCAUGUCUCAGGUGCGCCUCCCUCUGCUUUCGGUAGAGUUCCUGACAGGAACAGUGGCUAAGGAUGAGAUGAUCAAAGGUAACCUGAGUUGUCGUGAUCUAUUGGACGAAGCAAGAAACUACCACCUUCACCUCAGCAACAAAGUAGUGCCAGACUUUGAGUAUUCAGUCCGCACCAUCCCCAGGAAACACACUGCAGGGGUUUUGUUCUGCGUGGGUGGCCGAGGUGGUUCUGGUGACCCAUUUCGCAGCAUCGAAUGUUACUCCAUUACUAAGAACAGCUGGUUCUUUGGCCCUGAGAUGAACAGCAGACGCCGCCACGUGGGCGUAAUAUCUGUAGGAGGGAAGGUUUACGCCGUUGGGGGCCAUGAUGGUAACGAACACUUAGGAAACAUGGAGAUGUUUGACCCCCUCACCAACAAGUGGAUGAUGAAGGCCUCCAUGAACACCAAGAGGAGGGGCAUAGCCCUGGCAGCCCUCGGUGGUCCCAUCUAUGCCAUUGGAGGUCUGGACGACAACUCCUGCUUUAACGACGUGGAGCGUUAUGACAUUGAAAGUGACUGCUGGAGUGCUGUAGCCCCCAUGAACACACCUAGAGGUGGAGUGGGGUCUGUGGCGUUGGGGAGUUUCGUGUACGCAGUGGGAGGCAAUGACGGGGUGGCGUCGCUGUCCAGCGUGGAGCGAUUCGAUCCCCACCUCAACAAGUGGACAGAGGUCAAUGAGAUGGGCCAACGCCGGGCUGGAAACGGAGUCAGCAAACUCAACGGCUGCCUUUAUGUAGUGGGUGGUUUCGAUGACAAUUCCCCCCUAAGCUCUGUUGAGCGCUUUGACCCACGAAUGCACCGCUGGGAGUACGUGUCCGAGCUGACCACUCCACGAGGCGGUGUCGGAGUAGCCACCGUAAUGGGCAGAGUGUUUGCGGUCGGAGGGCACAACGGAAACAUCUACCUGAACACGGUGGAGGCUUUUGAGCCUCGAAUGAACAGGUGGGAGCUGGUGGGUUCGGUGUCUCAUUGCCGAGCCGGAGCAGGGGUGGCGGUCUGUUCCUCCCACGUCAGCCAAAUCAGGGACGUCGGUCAGGGCUCCAGCAACGUGGCCAACUGCAUGUGACGGCCCUUCCAGGUCCCAGGUGACCGUCACCACUGAAUACCGCACAAGCACACAACACGAAGCACACUACCAGAGCAUGUUAUUUGGGCAGAUGCUCUCUGAACAUCAGCCUUAGUCUGUUACAGAUGGAUUCCAGUCAGUCGCAGACUUUUAUGGGGAUCGAUUACGUUUGAAGCGCACAUAUGACAAAGCGGAAGUCUCCUCUGAGCUGUCUUACAAAAUACGUUCCCCCGUAUCUCCUGCUGGUGUCUUUUGCAAUCAGUAAUAUAGAAUUUUGUACUGUAUUUACUUUUUGUGGCUGCUUUGAUGUAACAUCAGCUCUUAAGGGAAACUGGUAGUUAAAGCUUGUAUUUAGUACUAACCUUAUGAGAGAAUGAGGUGAAUUUAGAAACAAGCUAAAGUUAUUUUGAAAACGGACAGUAUAGUGUAGGAGAUCUCUGUAUUUAAGGCUUUUUCUGGAUUAUACUUUGUUCUCAGCAGCUCCUUUUUUAUAAUCUAGACAGGUUUGACAAAUCAGUCGUUUGUAUAGUCAUGCCUUUUUGUUUCAUUGCAGGGUGUGCACCGAAAUAUUUUCACACAUGAUCUAAAAUGGCUUAGUUUUGAAAUGAAGAAUCCUAGACGCCCUCAGUGCCAUCAGGGUAAGAAAGGCACUUAUUAUGUUUUUUUUAACGGUGCAUUGUAAAAUUAUUCGGUCAAGGGGCUGUGGCUGUACUUUGCUGGAAAGGACCCUUACAGUUCUACCUGAGUUUCAACCCUAUUUGUGUUUUGAACAAUCGUCGAAGGCCGGGAUUUACCUGCUGUCCGUGCCAAACAAAAAUCCUGGAUCGUCGCCGUUACCUCCGAAGAAAAGGCGUGAUGACUGUAUGACAUAGGCGAGGACUUACCACAGCAAUAUGGUGCACCUCCUUAGUUCCUUUUUUUAGUUUUAUGAUAUUGUAUGCGUCAAAAUAUGUUGAAAAAGCCAGGGAAAGAUUUUCACAUUGGAGAUGUGUGUUUGACGAUAGCUGGACUGUCAGAGUGCUUUCCGAUGCGUCUCCAUAGAUGGUUCUGUUAUAUUUUAAUAUAUGGACCUUUUGUAUAAUAAAAUAGGUGUAUCUUUAGUAUUACCCUUUACUACUCUAUCUUAUUCAUUGCCGUGCACUAUUUUCCUAGAUUUAGAUGUGAAGUCCUGAGUAUAUUUUUGUCCUAAAUGGAGACUCUCUUGUUAAGUAUAUGUUGUAAAAGAUGUUUAUUUAACACAUAAUUAAUUCUAUCAUAUAUAAGAGAAGUUUGAUCAUCCUCAGAAUGGGCUGACAGUGUGAGAACUUUAAAAUACAAAAUACUAUCUAUAGUUUAUACUAGAAAAAAUACAUAUUCUACAGUAUAUUGCACAGUUUUUGUGAUAUCAGUAUACUUGCUAGUGCAUAUGAUCAACCUGAUUCUCAUUUUUACAACAAAGUUUGUUGCAAAUGAGACUUUUGUAAAGUUGUAUUUGAUGUUUAUCUUCCUCCUUUUCACUGCUUCCAUCUUGUGCUUUUUAUUUACACUGUAUUGGUAUAAAUUGAUAAAUAAAGUUGUGCAAAGUUCA